AUGGCGGACGACAGACGUCCUUCGCACGCGCAUGUGGUGCCUCCGUACCACCUCCACCCUCGCACCGACAUGGCCGCACCUCCCUCGCCUCCACGCCACCUGUCCGAUUCGCUCCCACCACAUCCUCCUCCUCCUCCUCCACCGCUCGGUACAAGCACCGGCAUUGAAGCGAUUCCCUACUCCUAUCCAGCCAUGAUGAACAACUCGUCCGACGAAGAAGGCCGCCCUCCCCGCUACACACGAGAAAAUGACCCUUUCCAACUCUCUUCCAAGCUCAAGAGCGACGCCGAGAUCGACUCUAUCCCGGCAAACACGGCUCGACGACGCAAGUUUCCAAAGCCAAAUGGCACCAAAUCCUCUGCAAAACAGCUCCAGGGAUUUUACAGGUCCCAGAACGCUAAUAUCGAGCGACUGCUAAAACCGGUCGAUGAGCACGUUCGACUCGCCCGCGAACUCAACACGCAGAACCAAUUGCGUUACAGGAUCGCCGUUUACGGCAGCUUCGCCGCAAAUGUGGUGUUGUCCAUCCUCCAGCUGUACGGCGCCAUCGCGUCUGGGUCCCUGUCGCUCUUCACAACCAUGGCAGACUCGGUGUUCGAUCCACUCUCCAACCUGACCUUGCUCCUGUGCCACAAAGCCGUAAAGCGGGUCGACGCACGCAAGUUCCCGGCCGGAAAGGCCCGUAUUGAGACCGCCGGAAACAUAUGCUUCUGCUUUCUGAUGAUGGCCGUGUCGCUCAUCCUGAUCGCCUUCUCGAUUCGAGACUUGGUUGACGGAAGCGAGGAGGAGACUUUACGAUUCAGUCUCCCGCCCGUCAUCGCAGUCAGCAUCGCUUUUGCCACGAAAUUCCUCCUAUUCCUGUACUGCUGGGCGCUUAGAAACCAGUACUCCCAAGUCAGAAUUUUAUGGGAAGAUCACCGAAAUGACCUGUUAAUCAACGGCUUUGGUAUCCUGACUUCCGUCGGAGGAAGUAAGCUGCGAUGGUGGAUCGACCCCAUGGGCGCCUUGAUCCUCUCGGUCCUGAUCUCCGCCCUGUGGUCGAAAACCGCAUACUCCGAAUUUCAACUGAUCAUCGGCGUUACGGCAGAUACCGAAAUGCAACAACUAAUCACUUAUAUCUCAAUGACCCACUCACCUCUGAUUAAUGCCAUCGACACCGUUCGUGCCUAUACCUCCGGACCCCGUCUUCUCGUGGAAGUCGACAUCGUGAUGGACCCGGAGGCAUCCCUCCGAGCAACGCAUGACGUAGCGGAAGAACUCCAGUUCAAACUCGAGAGUCUCCCGGACGUGGAGCGCGCACAUGUUCACGUCGAUUAUGAGACGACCCACAAACCGGAGCAUUUCUUGAAGAAGGAGCUGUAA
Coccidioides posadasii C735 delta SOWgp is the source of this 1362-nucleotide messenger RNA. RefSeq lists its product as uncharacterized. Gene Ontology annotation, biological process: monoatomic cation transport; transmembrane transport. The record is from RefSeq and is a predicted model, not a curated record. Gene Ontology annotation, cellular component: membrane. Gene Ontology annotation, molecular function: monoatomic cation transmembrane transporter activity. NCBI's taxonomy places the organism in Eukaryota, Fungi, Ascomycota, Eurotiomycetes, Onygenales, Onygenaceae.